UUUACACGAUAUUCUAAUUUUCCAAGUUUCACCUGUAAAAAUGAUCAUCCAAAUUGAAAAACUUACAUUCUCUGCCCAGGAGUCAAAUAAUGUAGGAUUUAAAAUGUUACUAUCAUGACAUUUUAAUCAUUGUCUGGAUUGUUAAGUGCCAUUUCCCCCUACCCCACACCACCACCACUAUUGGAUUAAAAUUGUAAGAACAGAGCCCAGGAUAGGAUCAUUCACUCUCCCCAAACUGGAUUGUUCAUCUGAAUUUGUUUUCCAAAUCAAAAAACCACAGAUAUCCUAAUUGCAUGUUUAAAAGUCUCAUCUGAACUGCCCCUGUGUGAGUUUUGUAGAGUCAGAGGAAGGGUCCAAGCUAGACAUUUGGAAGUGCAUUGUGGCUGUCAACUCACAUCCUUUCCUUCCGUGCAUCUCCCUACUAGCGAUAAGUGGAAGAAGAUGAGUGUGGUGAUAUCAUGUCAUGCAUUUCUCUGCUCUUCAUCUAAGCAGCAGCCAAUGACACGGGGCAGAGGGUGCGAAAACACUGAGUGUGAUGAUGUUGCACAUCACAUGUCUUAUUUCAUUGGAUGUUACUGACGGAUGCUGGUUGGUGCCUUCCAGCUUAGACCUGUGUCUUGCCUUUACGUAACUUGCUUUUGCUGACAUGGCUGCACUCCCCAAAGAAUGGCAAUUCCCAGAAAAUGCCCUAAAUCCGCUGCCAGCUGUUCUUGGUGCUUGCACAGAACUCAAAUCCAUGCAGUUUCUUAGGUUCUUGGAAGAAUUUCACUGUCCAAUUUCAUAAUGAAAGCCAUCAUCAGCGGUUGUCAGUAACCUUUUCCUGUGUGCUUUGUAAAGAGAAUAAAAAUACCACCUGGACAUUGAAUGGCAAGGAUGCUGGACACGCAGAUAUCCAGAAGAGAAGGAAUGGCAUAACUAUAAAAUCCCUUUCCAGCCGAUUUUAUGGUCUCUGGAAGUGUAGUAGUCAGGCUUGCCCUGGACAAUUUCAUAGCUACUGUUUGGAAAACACUCGAAGCAUGUCAAGGAAGGAAGGGCACAAAGAGAUCACAAGGACACCUAACACAACAUCAUCAGCUGGAAAUACAGUUCACCCACAUACGAUCGGGGCCUGUGUUGCUGUUCUUCUCGGCUUCCUCUUGCUGGGUGCUGUCGUUUUCAUCAUCUGCAGGAGGCGUCGAUCACGUCGCACCAGUGCGACAACAAGGGAACCAGCUACAGAUGGGAGCAAGCAGCCAACUGUAGUAGAAGGAUCCCCGAACAGAAGAGACACAGAGGAUCCUGGGCUUGAUGAUCAUAGCUCUAUAGAGGGAGCAGAAGGAAUGCAGUACUCCACUCUGGAAUUCAAGAAGAGUGGAGAGCACUCAUUCAGUGAAGCGCCUGCCGUCAUAUAUGCUGAAAUACCCACAAGCAAAUGAUCCAGAUGAAGACUGGCUAAUUUGAUUUGUUCAAGAGGCUGACAUACAUCUCACGGACAGAAUGCAAAAACAAUUCCUCCUAAGAACUAAUGGAUUACUACAAAUGGUUUAAUUGCUUGGGAAUUGGAGUAAACCCCAUAUUCCAUCAAUCGCUCAAAUGUUAGUUUGUGAGUGGUAUCUAGCAGGAAGAGUUACACCAAUGAGUUUUAUUGGAGUCAGUAAAGGCAGACAGGAGGGAGAUGGGUUUGAAAG
This is a messenger RNA of Hemicordylus capensis (graceful crag lizard), 1667 nucleotides long. RefSeq lists its product as uncharacterized. Lineage: Eukaryota; Metazoa; Chordata; Lepidosauria; Squamata; Cordylidae. The transcript is spliced from 6 exons. Bases 1017 to 1415 code for a protein of 132 amino acids. The record is from RefSeq and is a predicted model, not a curated record.